AUGAUGAACGACGUGCACCAUCAUCACCACAAGUUGAAUCAAAUGCCCGCCAUCAGGCGCGUCUCCAAACUGCUAGAUGUAAGCAAGAAUAAAUGGAUGAGAAAAGACUUUGCGGAGGAGUUGAAGGAGGAUGAUAUGGACGCUGAUAUCAUUGAGGAAGUUAUCAACGAGGAAAAGAAGACGAAAUUCAAAUGGCAGGUGAAGGUCGACAAAGCCCUCAAGUUCACCCCCUUCCAGAUUCUUCUUCUCAUCCUGGCCAUAGCAGAUGUGUUGGUCGUCAUCUCCGAAAUUAUCAUCACACUUUACAUCUAUCUUAUUGAAAAAAACGAAUCAAAUGAGGCACUGGUCCACACAGUCAGACACCUAACCCACAAGCUCCAUCUUGACAACGGAAUGUACCUGGAUGACAUCAUGCAACACCUGGACGAGAGGCUGGGUUACUGCGACAACAUUACUGGCGGUUCUCACCCCAUCACUAAUGACCAUGCUAGUGGAACCGGUUCACACAAUACCGACACACAAAAUACCGAUCUACACGGACCCAAAAGAGAGAAUACUAACAAUUCGAUCGAUAAUUCACACCAAGAUAUUGGUGUUACUGGCAGUACAAAAGUACCUUCUAUACACCGGAGAAAACGUAGUGGGGGUGGGGGUGGGGCUGGGGCGGAUGGAGAAAACACGGGGCUACACCAUAACGAUGGUGUAGCCAGGCUGGAAAAAGCUGAAAUGACUCUGAACAUCGUGAGCAUCACCAUUCUCGCCAUUCUUGUCGUCGUGCUCAUGUUGAGGCUGCUGGCCAUGGGACUGAGAUUUUUCACAAAAGUCAUGGAGGUGAUUGACAGUGUUGUCACGAUUGCAUCUUUCAUCUUGGACGUCAUAAAGUACAGCGGUCUACUGAUGAACGGCGCUGCUGAAGCUGCAAUUGUCAUACUUCUUCUCUGGCAGAUCGUCAGGAUGUUUAAUGGCAUCGUCGUAACUGAGAUUAAGAGGCUGGAAUUCAGGAUAAAGUUGCAGAAAGCCGUUAGGAGAAGGCUGGAUUCGCAGAUUAAAGACAUGACAGGAGAUAAGCAGCUGUUAGAGACCGAAGUGAAAAGUUUGAGAAAUUUGAGCAAGCGCAAGGGAGCCACUGACGAUGAAAUCACUCUCACUCAUCCAGUUAAAAUUACUGAUAAGCCAUCGGCAUUUGCUGGUCUUUCGGCCAUUGCUUCGAUGUCCAUGGGUCUGUCCCUUCAUAACAAUAUCGUCCAACCGACGAAAGAAAACAAAAGAGAAGUCUUCCCGAACAGAGAAGACUCCACUGUCACAACGGCAACCCUCUCACCAGAAAAUGAACCAGACGGCAUCGCCAUCAUUCCCAUGUUCACCAUCCAAAAAUCCGAAACUGAAAUGGACCAAAAAGACCCGGGCAAUGACGUCACAGAUACGUCAUGCGGUGAAAAUAAUGACCGCGGUGAUGCUAAAAAUAACGAGAAAGCACCUGUAUCUAUUUUGCAUGAUGCAGGUUUUGGUGAUUUUAAAAAGAGCCGCUGUGAUGUCGAAAUGGGCCGAAAUUUGAUUAAAAAGGGCCAAAAUGCUGUCAAAAUUGAUCAAAAUUGUGUUACUCUUACGGAAAACUCGAUACCUACUGCUUCUAGCGACAUUUUUAAAGACAACAACAGCAGCAGCAGCAGCACCACUUAUGGUAAGACCGAUUGUGAGGCAAGCAGUUUGGGGUUUUUCAACGAGUCUUUCGUUGAAAAUGAGACUGAUAACGACAGCGUUCGUGAGAAACUAGAUGCUGAUCAGAGUUAUAAUGGCAUGGCCCAAUUUGCCACCCGCAACAACAACAAGAUUACGAAAAACUACAUCUUCAAUCAAAAAACAUCGCCAGCGUCUACUACGGCUUCUACAGCUGCUGUGGCUUCUACAGCUGCUGUAGCUUCUACAGCUGCUGUAGCUGCUACAGCUACUGCAGCAACUGCUAAACCAACAUCAUCAUCUAGAAACGCCAUGACCGUAGCCAUCCAAUCAGCACACAACCUUUUUCACCAUAACAGCCAACAACGCCAGCAACAGAGAAUAUUAUUACGUCAGAAUCAGGUCUCAGAAGAUCAGCUGAUUAAAAAAGAUGGCUACGACGAUGACGUCAUCAAAGGCGUCGAUAAUUAUGAUGAUAGUAAUUAUAGCAACAACAACGAUAAUAAUAAUUAUAAUGAUAAUAACAAUAUUAAUAAUAAUAAUAAAAAUAUUAAAAGUACGGGCUUCAUUGGAAUUGAAAUAUCAAACAAUGAGUCUAAGAUAUAG
This is a messenger RNA of Helobdella robusta, 2283 nucleotides long. RefSeq lists its product as hypothetical. The transcript has 10 exons. Lineage: Eukaryota; Metazoa; Annelida; Clitellata; Rhynchobdellida; Glossiphoniidae. Gene Ontology annotation, biological process: proton transmembrane transport. Gene Ontology annotation, cellular component: plasma membrane. Gene Ontology annotation, molecular function: voltage-gated proton channel activity. The record is from RefSeq and is a predicted model, not a curated record. Bases 1 to 2283 code for a protein of 760 amino acids.